UACAUAUUUAAAUUCUAUUCGUAUGGUUCGAUGAGUGAAGUUGAUCAUAUUUUUCUUGAAGUUGAAGUUGGAAAUGAACUUUUGUGUCCUGUGAAAACAAAUUUGUCUUUGGAAAUUUCGAAAAUGUCUUGCUGGGAAACAUUCAUCCUACCAACGAAGAUAGCACUGUCCACCGUUGAAAAACUUGAGUACUGCCAAGAGGACGACCUUCAAAAAUUGGUGGUGAUAGAAAACCUAAUGAAACAAAAUGAGAGUGUCCAGAGACGUGUAGAAGACAUCAGAUAUUAUGCCAGUACUGAAUCGAAAAACAUCAUCGAUUCAAACGAAAAAUUGGCGAUUCUAACAAAAAAAUUGAAUAAUGCCCGAAUUAUAAAGCAAAUUUUGGAAAAUACCGCCCGGGGGACCAAAAGUAAAAAAUCAUCGGACAUGGAAAUCGCGAAGUUAUGUGGAAUCAACAGAAUGAAAAGGAAUAACAGAUAUUGCAAAUUCAAACAACCUCUAUCACCCCUUGCCGUUCACGCAAAUACACAUUUGCACCGCGGAAUCAAGAGAAAAAGUAAUGAAUAG
Coccinella septempunctata (seven-spotted ladybird) is the source of this 567-nucleotide messenger RNA. RefSeq lists its product as uncharacterized. Bases 31 to 567 code for a protein of 178 amino acids. The transcript has 2 exons. The record is from RefSeq and is a predicted model, not a curated record. Lineage: Eukaryota; Metazoa; Arthropoda; Insecta; Coleoptera; Coccinellidae.